Molecule: messenger RNA, 675 nt
Organism: Talaromyces atroroseus
Lineage: Eukaryota; Fungi; Ascomycota; Eurotiomycetes; Eurotiales; Trichocomaceae
Exons: 4
Coding region: 1-675 (224 amino acids)
Molecular function (GO): heme binding; oxidoreductase activity, acting on paired donors, with incorporation or reduction of molecular oxygen; iron ion binding
Source: RefSeq, a predicted model, not a curated record
AUGUCCGAUGAAGUGUCUCCCUACAAAGCAAUUGUUCUCGACCUGAACGGGGUCCUCCUCUCGUAUGGUAAUGCAGCCUUUGUGAGCCCUCUCAAGCUCAGACAUAUUAAGAACAUCUUUGACUCGCCAACAUGGUAUGAAUACGAGUGCGGUCGGUCGUCCCGCAAAGAAUGCUACAGCACUGUCGCCUCCGAGUUUGGCCUAGAUGUCGACACGUGGACCCAGACGCUGGACCAACUUACAGAGGACGACGUUAAGAUCUAUGGCAUGACCACCGUCCUCCCCAAGCUAUACCACCUAUCCCAUGGCCGCCUUGUCUACCACAUCAAGGAAAUCCACACGCAUCAUGGCCCGGUAGUUCGCAUCGCGCCCAAUGAGCUCCCAUCCACCGAUCCUCAAGCAUGGCGUGAUAUCUUCUCUCACGGUAAGCAUAAAGGCCUAUCGCCCGACAUAGCAUUUUACAACCCUUACAACGAUCAACCACCAUCCAUUAUUAGCUCUUCAGACGACGCCCACCAUGAGCUCAGGAAGCGACUCAGCGGGGGGUUCAGCGAAAUGGCAAUGAGAGCCCAGGAGGGACUCAUCGGAGGCUACGUUGAUCUCCUUAUGCGGAGACUUCGAGAGAAUAGCGUCGAUUCCUCAGGGAGGCCUCAGAGUGUCAAUAUGCGUGACUGA